Molecule: messenger RNA, 891 nt
Organism: Suillus bovinus
Lineage: Eukaryota; Fungi; Basidiomycota; Agaricomycetes; Boletales; Suillaceae
Exons: 3
Coding region: 39-668 (209 amino acids)
Source: RefSeq, a predicted model, not a curated record
CUUCCAUCUUUUGCGUCCUAUAAUCCCUCCCAUAUACCAUGUCGUCUGAUACAGAGCAAAGAAACUGCAAAGGCGCCAACGCAGGUCGUACGCCCACUCCACCUACCGUCGACGACAUGCCCCUCGCCGCCUUUUUUGCUCAAUUCGCCUCAUUCUCCUUCUCCUUCAACGCCAAUCAGUCCUCAAGCAAGAACUUUAACCGUCUGAUCAAAGUCCUUAAAUGUGACCUCAAAACUCCACAAGGGCGUUUAAUACAAGACGGGUUCAGAGACGCGCUCGUUCAGGAAUUCAAUGCGCGUUUCGGAAGCGACAGAAACGACCUUUCUAACUGGCAGAAUUUGUGCCGUGCGCUGAAAAUUGAUCCUGUUCCAGGUUCAAUCAAGGCGUGUCGCCAGUGCGUUUGGAACACAAACGUCAACGCUGUAGACCUGGUUGAUUCAGCGAGGACUGGGAAGCCUGUAAAGCUGUUUGCAUCCUUGAAAGAGUUGACGGCAUACACUCUCCAGAAUCCGAAUUUAUUAUUGCCAAAGGAGAGUGCGUAUCAAGGCGGGUUACUGAAGGAUUUGCUGAGGGAGAUAAGAAACCCGUACUUAGGGAACUCCAGGAAUGGUAGUGCGAAGAGAAAGGAAAGAAAGAAGCAACAGAAGGCCAAAAAGACAGCAGCCUGAGCAGGAGGUAGCUGAACACGUAUUGAGUAGCGAAAACUGGCUGGAUCUGUCCCUAUGAAAUCGUUUCGCAACGUUCAUUUUUACUAUGUUCUCUGUAUCAGUAGCACACACUAUGCCAAUCUAUCUCCGAGUCGCAGGGAUGGCGUUGUUGAUACUUGUUUAUAGGCCUAGCCCGGGGCCGACAAAAAUCACCCUGAGGAUCGCAUCCCUUGAGAUAACUCAC